AUGGCUUCGGCACUCGGUGCUCUGAGAAAUGUUGUUGAACCAGCUUUCAUUGUCUUUGCCUUUACCGUUGGCGCCCUCAUCAACCGCCGCAGACCAGAUCACGACGAUGACGUAGACUCCUGCGAGCGUGGGUCAGAGGAUUCCUGCUCACGCCCCACCUCUCCGCUCCUCAAGCCGGGGAUGCGUGCCGAGUCGGGUGAGGUGUCCCGCAUCAACAAGAAGCUUCUCGUGCGGUUCUAUCGCACUUUUCCUUUCCUCGCCGAGAUUUGGUACUGGAACGCAACAUACUGGGUGUAUCAACUCCUCCGUGCCUUCUCGGCGCGCAUGAUCGCCGGCAAUGAAGCCGUGUUUGCACGAGCGCGAGACCACGCAAUAUCCAUCCUGAAGCUUGAGCAUUGCAUCGGGCUUGAUAUCGAGCUCGGCGUACAGCAAUAUGUCCUCGACAACAUGCCCUGGAUGAUGUCGUACCUGGCCAAGAUCUACUACUUUCACAUCAGCUUGGGCAUCUGCUUCAUCAUCUACUGCUACACUUUCCUCCCGCCCAACACCUUUCAAAGGAUCCGACGAACCAUCGCUAUGGACAACGUUAUUGCCUUUGUGGUUGUAACAACUUACCGCUGCAUGCCGCCACGCAUGCUGCCAGCCGAGUAUGGGUUCGAAGACGUGCUUCAUGGAGCCAAGGGAGGAGGCAAUGCAUGGACUCACAAUAAGUUUCAGUUGACUAUCGCCGCGAUGCCGAGCCUUCAUUGCGGUACUGCAUUGUUCCUAGCGUGGUGCAUCUGCCGCUUCUCGCCUCAUCGUCCUCUCCGACUCGUUGCUCCCUUGUGGCCUAUGGCUAUGCUCUUCACUAUUGUUGCCACGGCAAACCACUUCAUUCUCGACGCUGUGGUUGGUGCAAUGGUUCCUCUUCUUGGGUGGAGGUUCAAUCGGGCUGUUCUUGUUUUGUUACCAUUGCAAAACAAGGUGCUUGAGGGAUUAGGCCUGAAAGACACGGAAGAAGAGAACACCCCGACAUACAUGCCCAAAGAGUGGUAA
Messenger RNA from Colletotrichum spaethianum, 1035 nucleotides. RefSeq lists its product as uncharacterized. Gene Ontology annotation, cellular component: inositol phosphoceramide synthase complex. The transcript has 3 exons. Gene Ontology annotation, biological process: inositol phosphoceramide metabolic process; sphingolipid biosynthetic process. The coding region runs from base 1 to 1035 and encodes 344 amino acids. Lineage: Eukaryota; Fungi; Ascomycota; Sordariomycetes; Glomerellales; Glomerellaceae. Gene Ontology annotation, molecular function: inositol phosphoceramide synthase activity. The record is from RefSeq and is a predicted model, not a curated record.